CCCUUUCCUCUCUCUCUCUCUCUCUUCUAAUUUUUAUUUUAUUUUAUAUAUAAAUGGAGAACACGAAUUCACCUGUUCUUUGCACAGCAGGAUGUGGAUUCUUUGGUACAGCAUCAUUUAAUAACAUGUGCUCGAAAUGUUACAAAGCAAAAGCAUCCGAUGCUACCCUCGCCACCACCACCAAUAGCAGUAGUAGUAGUACGAUAUCGGAAAAGAAAGAUUUACCAACAAAUAACAAUAGCAGUAGCAGUAGUACGACACCAAUGACCACAGGGACAGAGGUAGAGAACAGUGCAUUAAGAAAGCGUAGUGCAUCACCCGAUAAUGAAGAUCCCUCACCUUCCUCAUCUUUAAUACCGGUUUCAAAUACAACAGUACCAACAGCAGUAGCGGCAGUGACACCGUCUAAAACAGAAGAGACAACAUCGCUACCGGAAAAACCAGUGCAGAUGAAUAAAGGAAGAUGUUUUCAAUGUCGAUUAAAGGUGCCUUUGGCUAAACAAGCAGCGAAUAAAUGUCGAUGUGGGUAUGUUUUUUGUGAUCGUCAUCGGUAUCCCGAUAGACAUGAUUGUGAUGUGGAUUUUCUCAAACGAGACAGAGAAAUCCUUGCAAAGAAUAACCCAAAGUUGCAUGAGAGGCCAAGAGGUGGAAGAUCUUUUCAACGUAUUGAUAGUCUAUGAACAAAUAAAAAAACAAAAUAGCCUUCUUUUCCAUCAUGUUUUAUAUAGCUUCCUUUGUACAUGUAUGUGUGUGUGUGUAUAGGGAGCAUACAAUCCCGUUUGCAAGUGAUUUCAUCAUUGUCAAGGGGGUAAAGGAUGCUAUUACAUGGAAUAGCUUUCAAAAAAUAAAAAUCGUAGCAAAUUUUACAUCUGUUUCUUGAGUGCGCU
Mucor mucedo is the source of this 887-nucleotide messenger RNA. RefSeq lists its product as uncharacterized. The record is from RefSeq and is a predicted model, not a curated record. The transcript has 3 exons. Bases 54 to 680 code for a protein of 208 amino acids. Gene Ontology annotation, molecular function: zinc ion binding; DNA binding. NCBI's taxonomy places the organism in Eukaryota, Fungi, Mucoromycota, Mucoromycetes, Mucorales, Mucoraceae.